Messenger RNA from Mizuhopecten yessoensis (Yesso scallop), 2416 nucleotides. RefSeq names its product acidic leucine-rich nuclear phosphoprotein 32 family member A-like. Gene Ontology annotation, molecular function: protein binding. Gene Ontology annotation, biological process: mRNA splicing, via spliceosome. The coding region runs from base 34 to 1014 and encodes 326 amino acids. The transcript is spliced from 6 exons. Gene Ontology annotation, cellular component: U4/U6 x U5 tri-snRNP complex. The record is from RefSeq and is a predicted model, not a curated record. Lineage: Eukaryota; Metazoa; Mollusca; Bivalvia; Pectinida; Pectinidae.
UGCAGUGCGUUUGGGUGGUCCACACAUGAAAUCAUGGAAUACCAGGAGGAAAAACUGACCGAAGCACUCGUUCUUGCCAGGACAAGAGCAAUAGACCUUGAAAGCGUCACGAAAUUAAAUUUCUGGGGUUCCGAUAUUGACAAUGUCAGUGUGGUACGCAAAAUGCCUAACCUAGAAGUAUGUAGCCUGAGUGUCAAUAGCAUUAAGACGUUGGAGGACUUUUCCUACUGUCCAAAUUUACAAGAACUUUAUAUUAGAAAAAAUAAGAUUGAAGACCUAUCAGAAAUCAAUCAUCUUGCCACGUUGCCACGGUUACGGAAUCUAUGGCUUGCUGACAACCCAUGUGCGGAGACAGAAAACUAUAGAUCAAAUGUUCUCAAGACACUGCCAACCCUACAGAAAUUAGACAAUAUUGUCGUAACAGAAAGUGAAAGAUCUGAAUUUGCUGAUACUGAACUGCUUGAGAACAACACUGAGGACCCGGACCCUGAGACGACAGGUGCAGGGAUCGCUGGUAUAGAGGAUUCAAGUUCAGACCUCACAGAAAUAAAGGAUGACAGAGAACCAGAAACCUCGUUCGUUGAUAAGGAUCCAGAACUGGCCGGAAACUCGAGACACAUGAACUUAAAUGGUGAUAGAGAGGCAGAGAAAUCUCCUGAUGAAUCUGAAACAGAGGUCAAGGCUGAAACAGAGGUCAAGGAUGAAACAGAGGUCAAGACUGAAACAGAGGAGAAGUCUGAGGUGAAGGACAAUGACCCAAAGCCACAUAAAAGUGCUGCACUGGAUCCUGUAACACUGACAUGGGAGGAAACAAAUAAAAUUCGACAAGAGGUUGGAUUAAAGCCGUUACCUUACGAGAAGAUUACAUCUACUAGGCCUGUUCCUGGUAGUGCAAUGACGUCACGGAAUGCCCAUGUACUACAGGCAGUGUUGAUACUGAUACGAGAGUUAGACGAUGACAGUCUGGAGACGAUACAAUACGCCAUACAGAGGAAGCUCAACCCACCUUCUUGAUCACCAUCGCAGCAACUUCCCUAACUACACACAACAGCACCAACAGUCUGGAGAUGAUACAGUACGCCAUACAGAGGAAGCUCAACCCACCUUCUUGAUCACCAUCGCAGCAACUUCCAUAACUUCACACAAUGGCACCAACAGUCUGGAGACGGCCGAGUACGCUAAAAAUUCAUAGUCAACUAAUGUGCUUCAGACUUAAUGCAAAAAAGAGACAGAUUCUUAUUUCAUCUGUUUACGUAAGAUUAAACACAGUUCAUAUUCAAGAUAACUGAUCUUUUAAGUUUGGGAAAUGUUACGUUUAUUUAAUGUUGUUAUUAUUGUUCGCUCCAGAAACAACAGUAAUAGAGACCUGUGUGUCACUACCUUUCAUUCCUAUCAGUGGUAGAAAACUUAGACAAGAUUGAGGGUUAGGUGGUCAACACCUUCCUUGAAGUGUAAAUAUUAUUUUUGAGAAGACUUCAGUGUGUUUUACUGAAAUGAUUUCCAGGCAGGGUGAAUUUGUCGACUGUUGUUUACUGUUAUAUCACCACCCUGGUACACUUUCCUUGUCGGGCGUUUCAAAUCAAGGUCACCCUGUACUAGAAGUUAUUAAACCUCAUGUUAAAAUAUUCAAAAUGCACGAAGUUCCUGUUUUAUUUUGUAUAUAAAGAUGAUAUUUAUCAGGACAUUUUAUUGAGGUGCAUAAAUUAAUUAGAUAUAAUUAUUGUUGUAUAUGUCUACUACGAUUUUGUGUAUGUGGGUUACAAGAGAUUUAUUACUUUUGUGGAGACAGAUAACGCCUCCAACAGUGUGAAUUACUUCCCUUUGAACAGGUAUGAUAAUAUAUUAGGUCGCUUUUGCAUAUCCAGGUUGAAAAGAUUCAGGUUGUGCAGAAACAUUCUGUAAUAAACAAACGUGCUGGGAUAGGAACUGUGCCAAACUUAUAGGCAGAGGUACACAUACCGGGUACAUGGUUUUGGAGUUUUGUGACAAAUAAAUGACAGUUUAUGAAGAAUAAUUUGUCCUUCUUCCAUGCAUCCACCAAAUUUGGUACGAUAUUCUAAAAUAUACAUGUAAAGCAACCCUAUUGUAUGCAGAAAGUAAUGUAAACUAGCUGUAGUCAGUAUUUCAGUUUUGGUCAGACACCUCUUGACCCCUUGUUACGUACAUACUGAAUAUUCCAAAAGUUGGCCUUAGUUUAGAUCUGAGUCUGCCAAUUUCUCUUCAGAUUCAGCUGAUUUAAAAGGUUGAACUGGAAACGCAAAAGGAAACUAUUUUUAGAGGAUUUAUCACUUAAUAUUUUCUGUGGCUGAUAUUCAUUUCAUCCUGAUCCUCAAGCAUCAUUUAUUCAAAUCAGCCCUCUACCGUCACUUUUCAAACACAAAUUAGACCAUCUCGUAUCUUUUAAAAGCAAUCUCUU